Messenger RNA from Phoenix dactylifera (date palm), 2190 nucleotides. Lineage: Eukaryota; Viridiplantae; Streptophyta; Magnoliopsida; Arecales; Arecaceae. The record is from RefSeq and is a predicted model, not a curated record.
AUGGCCACCCUCUUACCAGGCUCCGUCGCUCUCCUCCCUCAACACCUCUCAGCUUCCGAGAGAGACCCCAACGCCAAACCCAACUUCACCCUCGCUCUCGCUCACCCGAUCCUCGCCCGCCUGGAGCGCUGCUCCUCCAUGCGCGAGCUUCGCCAACUGCACGCCCACAUGAUCACCACCGGCCUCGCCCGCGACCCCUUCGCCGCCAGCCGCCUCCUUGCCUUCUGCGCGCUCUCCCUCCACGGCGACCUCCGCUACGCCCUCGCCCUCUUCCGCCAGACUCCCACCCCCAACCUCUUCUCUUGGAACGCCAUCAUCCGGGCCUUCGCUCGGAGCAACCGCCCCGAGCUCUCCCUCCGUUUCUACGUCGACAUGCUCCAAUCCGGCCUAGUCCUUCCGGAUAGCUACACCUUCCCUUUCUUACUCAAAUCCUGCACCCACCUCUCGGCCUUCUCGGAAGGGCAGCAGAUCCACGCCCAUGCCAUCAAAUUUGGACUUUGGGGCGAUCCUUUCGUUUCCAACUCCUUGAUUCACAUGUACGCGGAGAUUGGGUGCCUGGAGCUCGCCAUGCUUGUGUUCGAGAGGAUGCCGGAGGCCGAGCGGAGUGAGGUCUCUUGGGCUGCCAUGAUUGCGGGGUUUGCUGAUAAUGAUCGCCCGGAGGAGGCGGUGGCUCUCUUUCGCUCCAAGGAUUGGAGAAAUAUUGAUGCCGAUCAGGUUACGUUGGCUAUCGUUCUUUCAGCAUGCUUAAAGCUUCGAGAUUUGCAGUUGGGGAAGGAUAUACACGGUUACAUACAAGAAAAGGGUCUCGAAUUGAGCCUGAUAUUGAGUAAUUCUCUGAUGAAUAUGUAUGCGAAGUGCGGGCAGAUAGAUGUUGCUCGCUUGCUGUUUUAUGGUAUGCCUGAGAAGGACUUGAUUUCUUGGAAUAUUAUGAUUUCCGGGUGCGCGGAGAAUGGGCACCUGGAAGAGGGUCUGCAGCUGCUAUCAAAAAUGAAGGAGAGGAAUAUAAGGGCCAACGAAGCGACAUUUCUUAGCAUAGUGUCUGCUUGCGAGCGGCUCGAGUUAGCACUCGAGAUUCAUGGUCGCAUACGGGAGAUGGGUCUCGACCUGAAUGUUGCCAUCUGCAAUGCUCUCAUCGAUAUGUAUUCAAGAAUUGGAAAUGUUGAUCUUGGGAGAAGAGUAUUUGAUGAAAUGCCGGAACGAGACAUUAUCUCUUGGAAUUCCAUGAUCGCCGGCUAUGCUCGAUGUGGGUCCAUGACAGUAGCUCAUUCGCUCUUUGAACAGAUGCCCAUGAAGGACAAUUUCUCUUGGAGCACAGUGAUUCUUGGAUAUGUCAGAAAUAACCAGCCGGAGGAAGCAAUCAGAGUAUACAAAGAUCUUCUGAUGGAAGGCCGUAUCAAACCAGAUAAGAUCACCAUGCUCGGCGUACUGACUGCAUGCUCACAUCUGGGUGCACUGGAAGAAGGAAAAGCAGCACACCUCUAUUUGAAGAUUAACCAAGUGCAAGUUGAUACAACUUUGGGCACUGCCCUGGUGGACAUGUACUCAAAAUGCGGUUGUCUGGUACAUGCUGUAGAAGUUUUUGAGGGUAUGCAGGAGAGGGACGUGUUUGCUUGGACUGCAAUGAUUUCAGGUCUGGCCACGCACGGCCGUGGUAAGGAGGCUGUCCAGGUCUUCAAACAGAUGCAAACCAUUGGCGGAAACUUUGUAAAGCCCAACUCCAUCACGUUUCUCAGUGUUUUAUCUGCAUGCGUGCAUGCUGGAUUGAUUGAUGAAGGGCAGAGAAUUUAUUAUAGCAUGCCGGAUUAUGAGGUUGAGCCGGAGAUGGUGCACAUAGGAUGCAUGGUCGACCUCUUUGGACGGGCAGGGCUCUUAAAAGAAGCUGCAGAUUUUAUCGUAAGCUUGGGAUAUGAAGCUGAUGCAAAUGUGUGGGGAGCUCUGUUAGGCGCUUGUAGAAUCCAUGGAAAUGUGGAAUUGGGCAAAAUUGCAUAUGAGAAGAUACUCGAGUUGGAUCCUUUGCAUGAUGGAGCUCAUGUUCUUAUGUCAAACCUCUAUGCAGAAUCUGGGCAAUGGAAUGAAGCAAAAGGGAUUAGGAGGAAAAUGAAGGAUCGGAACAUAUCAAAAGAGGUUGCCAAAAGUUGGAUUGAAGUGGAUGGAGCUCAACAUUUGUUCACAGCUGGGGAUAUCUUAUAA